Molecule: messenger RNA, 354 nt
Organism: Colletotrichum abscissum
Lineage: Eukaryota; Fungi; Ascomycota; Sordariomycetes; Glomerellales; Glomerellaceae
Product: zinc knuckle
Exons: 3
Coding region: 1-354 (117 amino acids)
Molecular function (GO): nucleic acid binding
Source: RefSeq, a predicted model, not a curated record
AUGUGCGCAUACCGCCUUCGUGGCUCUCCCAUGAACACCGACGCAACACACAUCUACACAGACGGCAGCGGCAUCGACGGUCACAUCGGAGCCGCCACAGUCUGCGCAACCACACAGCAAACCAGCAAAACCCACAUGGGCGACGAUACAACAUCAACAGUCUACGCAGGAGAGCUGCAAGGUAUCGUCUUGGCCCUCGAAAUGGCCCAGGCAGACAAGCAAAACGGAAAUCCCAGGAGCAAAGUCUUCAUCCACAACCACAGACCCUUCAAAAACUCCGUGGCGUGUCACAUGUCGAGAUACAUCAAAGCUACACAGCAGGAGGCCGUCCUUAAUGUGGUCUGUACGAUGUGA